Molecule: messenger RNA, 2554 nt
Organism: Schistocerca serialis cubense
Lineage: Eukaryota; Metazoa; Arthropoda; Insecta; Orthoptera; Acrididae
Product: zinc finger protein 492-like
Exons: 7
Coding region: 103-1962 (619 amino acids)
Biological process (GO): regulation of transcription by RNA polymerase II
Cellular component (GO): nucleus
Molecular function (GO): DNA-binding transcription factor activity, RNA polymerase II-specific; RNA polymerase II cis-regulatory region sequence-specific DNA binding
Source: RefSeq, a predicted model, not a curated record
GCAAGAUCUUUGGUUUAGCUGGUUUCAGUGUGUAGUCAGCUGCAACUUUGUGGAUUUGCGGAAAUUUGUGUGUGACACUCUCCAGACUGUAGAACUGAAGUCAUGGACCAGGAGCCAACUAUGUGGAUAAAAAAUGAGGUAAUGGAUGAAGUACAAACUGAGUUACACUACAUGGCCCAAGUUUACCCAUGCAUCAUGAAUGUAAAAGAUGAGUUGGAGGAGAAUGUGAAUAAAGAGUUUCUUGAAGACCCAUUAAAGGCCGACGGCCAUAGUGUUUGGGUAAAGCAAGAUCCCGAAAUGAAACAACAUGCUGAUGGAUCAGAGCAUAAUACUGUUAAAGAUCCAUUGGGAGUAUCUUGGUCCACUGAUUUUAUCAAGGAGGAUCCUGAACUAAAUUUGGAAAUGGAUGUAACUGAGAAUAUUGUAGAAGCCUCAACAAGAUAUGCAUCUGAUAGUGCAAGAUUGAUUCAGAGUACUGGUGGGAGCUGUGGCAUAUCAUGUGAAGAAAUUUGUCACCAGGGACUGGUCCAGGAUGAGUCGGUGAUAGACAUGGAGAAGUCAACACAUGAGUUUGGUACAGAAAAUGUGAUUAUUGAUAAGGAAUGCUCAGUUGCCACCCAACAUGACUGUAGUAAGAGGGAAAAGGAAUUACAUCUGUAUAGCUGUGAUUUCUGCCAACAGAACUUUCCUUCAAAAUACAGACUCAUAAUGCAUGUGUUUAUGCACAUUGAUGGCACACAACCACCUUUGUAUGUUUGUAAGUGGUGUGGUGAGGUAUUUCACAGUAAGGUUGGUUUGAAAAAACAUUUGAGAAUGAGAGAGAAUUAUCAUGUCUUAACUGCUGGCCACCAUGAAAAAUAUGGCUAUAAUGAUGAGCAUCAAAGCAUUAUCUUCUUGGAUAGUGAGCCAGAAGUUUCUGUAACAGAACACGUUGAACAGUCUUCAUAUAAGGAAACUUGUAAAACUUCAAAGAAGGCCUCUAAUGACAUGUGUAACACACACAUGACAAAUGAUGUAGAGAAAACAAGUGGUUAUGGAAUUUUAUGUACAGCUGUUAAUGUCAGUGCCCAGGCUGAUCUACAUAUUGCAAACAGAACCGACAAAUGUGGUAUUUGUGGCAAAUGGUUUGCUAGGUCAGGUGAUCUGAAGACACAAGCAUUAAUUCACACUGAAAAGAAAUCUCACAAAUGUGAGAUUUGUGGGAAAUCUUUUACUAUGUUAGGCGAUCUCAAGAAGCAUUUGUUAAUUCACACUGGAAAUAAACCUCACAAAUGUGAGAUUUGUGGAAAAUGUUUUGCUAGAUCAGAUUGUCUCAAGACUCAUGUAUUAAUUCACACUGGAAAGAAACCUUACAAAUGUGAGAUUUGUGGAAAAUGUUUUGCUACAUUAGGUUGUCUCAAGACUCAUGUAUUAAUUCACGCUGGAAAGAAACCUCACAAAUGUGAGAUUUGUGGAAAAUGUUUUACUACAUCAGGUUAUCUCAAGACUCACGUAUUAAUUCACACUGGAAAGAAACCUCACAAAUGUGAGAUUUGUGGAAAAUGUUUUGCUACAUCAGGUUAUCUCAAGACUCAUGAUUUAAUUCACACUGGAAAGAGACCUCACAAAUGUGUGAUUUGUGACAAAUCGUUUGGCCAGUCAAGUACUCUUAUGACUCACUCGUUAAUUCACACUGGAAAGAAACCUCACAAAUGUGAGAUUUGUGGAAAAUCUUUUGCUACAUCAGGUUAUCUCAAGACUCAUGUAUUAAUUCACACUGGAAAGAAACCUCACAAAUGUCAGAUUUGUAGGAAAUCUUUUGCUAGGUCAGGCGAUCUGAAGACACACAUAUUAACUCACACUGGAAGGAAACCUCACGAAUGUGUGAAAUGUGGGAAAUCUUUUGCUAGGUCAGGGACUCUCAAGAGGCAUGUAUUAAUUCACACUGGAAAGAAACCUCACAACAGUGAGAUUUGUGGGUAAUUUGUUGCUACGUCAAACUAUCUCAACACAUGACACUAAUUCACACUGGAAAGAAACCUCACAAAUGUGUGAUUUGUGGGAAAUCCUUUGCUAGGUCAGGCACUCUCAAGAGGCUUGGACUAAUUCACACUGGAAAGGAACUUCACAAAUGUGAGAUUUGUGGGAAAUCUUUUGCUGAGUCAGGCGAUCUCAAGAAACAGUCAUUCAUACAUACCUACAAAAAGCCUCACAAAUGUGAUAUUUGUGGCAAAUCAUUUGCUAGAUCAGGUGAUCUCAAGAUACAUGCAGUAGUCCAUAUGGGAAGGGGACCUCACAAAUGUGAUAUCUGUGACAAACGUUUCACUCAGUUGGGGACUUUUAGGACAUAUGCAUUACUUCACAUCAGAAAGUAGCUACAAGUAAUUGUUAGUUCAUGCAAAUAGAUUUUCCUUGUUGGUGCCCUCAAGGCCUAUAAAAUAAUGAAUGUAGUAGAGGGACAAUAAAUUGUAAUACCUGUGAAAUAAAAUUAAACUGUGGUAGAAUUGUGAAAAAAGUGCAAUAAUGUAUAGUAUAUUGUGGUAACAGAUAAUGUGACAUAAAAAUCCCUAUCUUU